AUACAAUUAAAUAACAAGUUCUUAUAUAAAUUCCAUCUACACUAGAAUAAGUUAUUUCUUACAAUUUCAUCAACACCAAAUCCAAGAUUAAUGGCUUCUGCAAACGUUCAAAAUCUCGUAUGCAACCCGCCGGAGAUCGUUCGACCCUCGGCCAACUUCUCCCCGAGCAUAUGGGGAGAUCUCUUCACUUCAGCUGCCAUCAAUCACAAUAAUCAGUUAAUCUGUGGGGAAGAGAUUGAAGCAUUGAAGAUGGAAGUGAGGAAGAUGAUCGUUGCGACGGAAACAAAAAUAAGAGAGAAGUUGAGCUUGAUCGAUAGCGUUCAACGCCUUGGGAUUUCAUAUCAUUUUGAAAAGGAAAUUGAUGAGCAACUUCAUAAUAUUUUUCACAAUAAUGCAUAUUUAGAAGUAAUGGAAGAAGAAGAUGAAGAUCUGCAUGCAGUGGCUCUGUGUUUUAGGUUGCUUAGGCAACAUGGCUACAGCGUUUCCACCGGUGUUUUCGAGAAAUUUAGAGGAGAUGAUGGGAAAUUCAAGGGUGACGAUGAGGGAAUUUUGAGCCUAUACGAAGCUGCAAAUUUGAGGACAAACGGCGAGGAAGUCCUCGACGAGGCGCUCGUGUUCGCGACGGCUCGUCUCGAGGGACGAGCCGAGCUGCAGUGCCUGCAACGGGGCGUGCCGAGGGUGGAGGCGCGACGCUACGUGUCUCGAUACGAAGAGCUCGAAACGAGGAACGAGGCGUUGUUGAGGCUGGCUAAAUUGGACUUCAAUUUGCUCCAAAUGUUGCAUAGACAAGAACUUGGUGAAUUAUCGAGGUGGUGGAAGGAGUUGGGCCUUGUUUCGGAGCUUCCUUAUGCAAGAGAUAGAAUGGUGGAAUGCUAUUUUUGGACAUUGGGAGUCUAUUUUGAGCCUCAAUAUUCUAGAGCUCGAAUAAUGUUGGCAAAAACUAUUGCUAUGAUUUCAGUCAUUGAUGAUACAUAUGAUUCGUAUGGCACACUUGAUGAGCUUCAAAUUUUCACAGAUGCUGUACAAAGAUGGGAAAUGAAAGAAAUAGACAGAUUACCGGACUACAUGAAGAUAAUCUACAGAGCUCUUUUAGAAGUCUAUGAUCAAUACGAGCAAGAACUAAGGCUACAAGGAAGAUCAUUUGCGGUUAAUUAUGCAAAAGCCAGAAUGCAAGAGAUUGUAAGAAGCUACAACAUAGAGGCCAAGUGGUUCAUCAAGGGCUACAUGCCUCCCUUUAGUGAAUACAUGGCCAAUGGCUUCAUCACAAGCACCUACUACUUGCUCGCCGCCACAUCUUUCCUCGGCGUCGCCUCCGCAACCAGCCACGCCUUCGAUUGGCUCGUCAACGAGCCGAGGAUCCAAGUAGCCAACGUCACUAUAUGUCGAGUCAUUGAUGACGUGGCAACUUAUGAGAUUGAGAAGAAAAGAGGGCAAAGCGUGACGGGCAUCGAGUGCUACAUGAAGGAGCAUGGAGUGUGUGAGGAAGAGGCAAUGCAGGAGUUCAAGAAGAUGGCUGAGGAAGCAUGGAAGGAUAUUAAUGGUGAGAUUUUGAAGGAGAAAUCGGUUUCAAUGGAGAUUUUGAAGAGGAUUGUGAAUCUUUCUCGAUUGAUCGAUGUUGUUUACAAGCAUAAUCAAGAUGGCUACACUCACCCUGAGAAAGUGUUGAAGCCCCUCAUUACUGCAUUGCUGGUCGACUCAUUCCAUUAAUCUAGCGUGACAAUGAGCUAGACAACGUCGUUUUGAUUAUAGUAUUAUUUUAUUUAUAUAUAUAUAUUUAAUUAUUUCAUGAGGAAUUUUUUUCAUUGUAUUAAUUUGUAAUGGUUAAGGUUUUAAUUUCAUUCGUG
This is a messenger RNA of Salvia miltiorrhiza (redroot sage), 1844 nucleotides long. Its product is annotated as vetispiradiene synthase 2-like. The transcript is spliced from 7 exons. NCBI's taxonomy places the organism in Eukaryota, Viridiplantae, Streptophyta, Magnoliopsida, Lamiales, Lamiaceae. Gene Ontology annotation, biological process: diterpenoid biosynthetic process. Bases 91 to 1707 code for a protein of 538 amino acids. The record is from RefSeq and is a predicted model, not a curated record. Gene Ontology annotation, molecular function: magnesium ion binding; terpene synthase activity.